Messenger RNA from Phasianus colchicus (ring-necked pheasant), 2133 nucleotides. It is a transcript of the gene CD9, whose product is annotated as CD9 molecule. The record is from RefSeq and is a predicted model, not a curated record. Lineage: Eukaryota; Metazoa; Chordata; Aves; Galliformes; Phasianidae. Gene Ontology annotation, cellular component: plasma membrane.
GACACGCUGUGCUCUCUCCUCUCCCCCAAGCUGCUGGCACUCCUGUCUCGUCGAAGCGUCCAAGGGUCGGGUGCGUCUGCCCCUCCCUCGUCGAGCCGGCAUUACAGGGCUCCCGGAGUAGGGGCCGCAGCCGCGCUGCUCUCCCUGGAGCCGGACCUGAUUCGCCGGUCUGGAAACGGCCGGCAGCGUUCACGAGAGCUCCGCAACGAAGUGCUGAGGAAGGGCUGGGGCCGUCCGUGCUCGGCAGCGGGGCAGAGUCGGCUUGCAGGAACAGCAGUUCUUGCAAUUGGAUUAUGGCUUCGGUUUGAUGUGCAGACCAAAAGCAUCUUUGAACUGGAAUCCAACAACAUGACAUUCUAUACAGGAGUUUACAUCCUAAUUGGAGCUGGUGCACUCAUGAUGCUGGUUGGCUUCUUGGGAUGCUGUGGUGCAUUGCAGGAAUCACAGUGUAUGCUUGGACUGUUCUUCAUCUUCCUCUUUGUGAUUUUUGCCCUUGAAAUUGCUACUGCCGUCUGGGGAUUUGCAAAUAAAGAAAAGGUUGUUGAAGAGUUACAGGAUUUCUACAGAGAAACCUAUGAAAAGAGAUCUCAACCAGCUGCCAGAGAAACCUUGAAAGCAUUCCAUUUUGCUCUGAACUGCUGUGGUAUUACUGGAGGUUUUGAGCAGCAGUUGAUGGACACCUGUCCAAAGAAGACCUUGCCUGAGUCACUUACUACAAUGCCAUGUCCUAAAGCCAUUGAUGAUGUCUUUAAUUCAAAACUGAAUGUCAUUGGAGUGGUUGGCCUUGGUAUUGCUGUGAUAAUGAUUUUUGGCAUGAUAUUCAGUAUGGUUCUUUGCUGUGCUAUCCGCAGAAACAGAGAAGUGGUCUAAGAACUGUAAAUCCAAGGUGUCUGCACUAUAAAAUAUGUCAUUAUCUCUAGUGUUCUUAAACCAUUUCUAAAAGAAAAUUGUAUGUUACCUUUUUAAUGCUUUAUUUGGUACUGAUGUAGGUUUGCUUUCUAUGCUAUAGGUUAAAAUGAUAAAGUUAUAUUUGACUCAAGAUGAAUAUGUACACAAAGCAUCUGUUUUUCUUGAAACUUAAAUAAUUUCGAUAUAUUUAUGUUUAAGGCAAUUUGAUACUUAAUAAAGGGUAAUAUCUAUUUUAUGUUUGAAGAAAAUCAUUGAUGGGGCAGAGCCUGAUUGUAUGGGGUUUUGAGCAAUCUGGUCAAGUGAGAGAUGUCCCUGCCCAUGGCAGGGGUUGGAAGUAUAUGUUCUUUAAAGGUCUUUUCCAACCCAAACCAUUCAGUGAUUUUAUGUUUAUGUCAAUGUAAUUUUAGAAGACAAUUCCAAAGAAUGCAAAGAUCUUUCAUGAUUUGCUUUGUUGGUACAUAUUGUGGAAGGUCUCAUAAUUUCUGCCUUUUUCAGUGCAUGAACAAAACCAGUUAUUAAUUAUAUUUUUCUUACUGCUGCAACGUCAUCUUCAUAUAGGAUGUUAAAGGAUAAGUGUCAUACUGAUGAUACACAGGCAAUGGUACCCUGCUGUGCUAGGCUCUGAUACCAGGUGGGCUUUCUCAGCUUGUGUCCUGGCAUAACUCUAUUCCUUGGCAUCUGACAUGGCCUCAGUGUCUUGAUAAGGCAAAUUCCUAUAGCAUGUUCUUACACGAUUUUUCUCAGUAGCUGACUUUGUGCUUUGUCCAGCCAAAACUAGUGAUGUACACAGUCUUAAGGGCCAAUCUCAAAUUCUGGGAAGGGAACACAAGUUCUACUAGAAAUUAAUGUAGUGCCCUGCAGUCCUGCUCAUAGCAGCAACUAGUACUGUGGCUAUUGUGUUUCAAACUAAAAGUAAAAAAUGGGAGAGAGCAGCUGUGUUACUGUGGAAACCCUAGCUAAAAAGUUACUAGUUUUCCUAUCCUUACAAUCUAAAUGGCCUUUAUAGUGUUUAAAAUACUUCCUGGUUGGAUACAAACACCAGAGCUUUGCCAGUUGCUGUGCUAUACGUUCUGCUGUAGCACCUCAUAUAUAUUCUUAGGAGUUUCUGGUGUUUGUCAUCUAUGUAUUUUAAAUUUUUCAUCACUUCCCACUUUUCUCUUGUAAGAAGGUUCUCUUUUGACAUAAGAAGUGUCAGAAUUGUGGAGGGUUGGGGCUCCAACUGUA